AUUGCUUGUACUCCGGCUGUUCCAAUGAGCGACGACGAGCUUGUGGCGGCUAGUGCGGCUUUUAGUGUAAUUUAUUGUUUAUUAAAUAAACAAAAAACAAAAAUGAGAAAGAAGAGACGGUGGUGGGUUACGUCGUUAUUUAAAAGUCGAAGCAAAUGCAGUGGAAGCAAUUUACUUAGCGACCUUAAUAUUGAAAACCUCCACUUUCAUACAUUCUGUAGAAUGUCGCCUACUAAUUUUGAGGAAAUCAUAAUUUUAAUCGGCCCAAAAAUUAUGAAGAAAAACACAACAUUUCGAAAAGCAAUUCCUGUAAAAGAACGAUUCGCUGUAACACUAAGAUAUUUAGCAUCGGGUGAUUCGUACACUAGCUUAAGCUUUUUGUUUAAGUUUUCCAAGCAGUCAAUUUCGCUGAUUGUGCCAGAGGUAUGCAGUGCUUUAUGUGAAGUUUUUCAAGAUUUUAUAAAGAUGCCUCAAACAGAGAAUGAGUGGCUUCAAGUAGCAGCUCAAUAUGAAAGACUAUGGAACUUCUCACAUUGCAUGGGGGCAAUGGAUGGCAAACACGUUGUUCUUCAGUGUCCAGUAAAUACAGGCAGUGACUAUUUUAAUUACAAAGGAACUUUUAGUAUUGUUCUUUUUGCUGUUGUUGAUGCCGAUUAUUGUUUUCUCUACGCUGACGUGGGCUGUCAAGGUCGAAUAUCAGACGGCGGUGUUUUUCGCAAUACAACCUUUUACAAAAAACUGGAGGAUGGCUCUUUAAAUCUUCCAAGUAGUAGAAAACUUCCUGGUAGGGAAAUGUUGGUCCCGUAUGUUUUUGUUGCGGAUGAUGCAUUUCCGUUGCAUAAUAAUAUAAUGAAACCAUACUUAGGACAGCAAGAAAAGGGAUCAAGCAAAAGGGUUUUUAAUUACAGGAUGAGUAGAGCCAGACGAAUAGUAGAGAAUGUUUUUGGUAUAGUCUCAGCAGUAUUUCGGGUUCUUAGGAAACCCUUACUUUUGGAGCCCCAAAAAGCUCAAGUAAUUGUUAUGGCUUGUGUUUAUUUACACAAUUAUUUAAGACAUAAUGCAAGGAAUACAUAUACACCAACCUUAACAUUUGACUGUGAGCAAAAUGGAGAAAUUGUUCCAGGAAAUUGGAGAAAUGAACCAGAGCCGAAGUCUACAUUCCGGGCUUUAAGAAACAUACCUCAACUGGGAAAGCCUGGGGGAAGGGACGAUCCACUAAGGCGUGGACUUAGUGGUGCAGGCGUCAGGAAAUACCUACGCUUUCUUCACGAGGGCAUGUCACCCGAAGAAGCGAGGCAAAAAGUCCUAGACGACAAGGAAAAAAGAAAGGAAGAACAACCUCCUCAAACUUCCAAGGCAUCGCCUAAGAAAAACCCCCAAGGUAAGAGGGGAAGUGACUUCAUCUCACCCCAACAAAAAAAGGGGGAAAAGAAGCAAAGAACCGGUGACGAUCCCCGGGUAAUGAAGACGAGCAAGUCUGCAAACAUAGCAGGGCAAGCCACCAGCUAUGCAAAAGCGGCAAAGCUCAUCAGAAUCGGAGUAUUGCCGGAGGACUACCCUGAGGCAACUCUAACCUCCGAACAACUCACAGAUGUGGAGGAAGCAAUCGUAUCAGAAAUGAUCAACAGCACAACAAAGGGCCUGCAGUUCUCAGGUAUUCAUUUUCGCUCGGGAAUGAUACUUGUGGACUGCGAGUCGGAGCAGACAGCAGAAUGGCUGGCUCAGAUGGCACCUAGGUUGAAGGAAUGGAAAGGGCCAGCGCUGGUAGCGAAAAGAGGAGAGGACAUCCCAAAAGCGCAUACCAUCAGCCUUUUUCUUCCACGGAGCAAAGGGCAAGACACCACAGCUCUCCUGAAACUCAUUGGAGUACAGAAUCCAGAGAUCUCCACCGAGACCUGGAAAGUAAUAAGCGCCAAAGAAAAUGGCCACGGUCAAGUGCUUUCUGUUGGGAUCGACACCAAAUCUGCGGAUAGCAUCCAGGCAAAGAAAUACACUAUCCACUACAGGUUUGGGCAAAUCCCCGUAUCUGGCCUCAGAAAGCAGGAGAAGGCAAAGGACAAAAAGAUGGAGCUUGAUCCAUCCACUUCAGCCUCUACCUCCUCCGAGCCAGUCGCCAAUGAGAACACCUCUACGGCGACUGAAACACAAGAGACCGAGGGCAUGGACCUCGAUCUCAAUGUCAACCCGACCACUUCCGCUGAGGAGAAUGUCAUCAGCAGCGAAGAAGAAGAUAGGCUUCUGGGACCUAAUGUAGACCAUCAGGGGGACGGACCGGAUGGCCCUGACAAAUCAUAA
Anthonomus grandis grandis is the source of this 2295-nucleotide messenger RNA. RefSeq lists its product as uncharacterized. NCBI's taxonomy places the organism in Eukaryota, Metazoa, Arthropoda, Insecta, Coleoptera, Curculionidae. The record is from RefSeq and is a predicted model, not a curated record. The annotation marks the transcript as partial. The transcript is spliced from 3 exons.